AUGCACUUCCAAUCGCGCGUAUCCACAACCACCGUGCACGAACUCCUCUUCGCCGACGACUGCGCCCUGAACACCACCUCGGAAGCGGAGAUGCAACGGAGCAUGAACCUGUUCUCCGCCGCCUGCGAGAACUUCGGUCUGGUCAUUAACACGCAGAAGACGGUGGUGAUGCACCAACCGCCAACCAACUCAGCCACAGCCGCCAACGCGCCGCAAAUCAACGUGAAUGAGACCCAAAUGCAAGUUGUGGAGAACUUCCCGUACCUGGGCAGUACUCUCUCCCGCAACACCGAAAUCGAUGACGAAGUCGCCAACAGGAUCUCGAAAGCCAGUCAACACUUCGGUUGCCUCCAAAGCACAGUUUGGAAUCGUCACAGUCUGCAAGUGAACACGAAGCUGAAGAUGUACAAGGCCGUCAUCCUGCCGACGCUACUGUACGGAGCAGAGACCUGGACGGUGUACACGAGGCAGGCACGCCGACUGAACCACUUCCACCUCAGUUGUCUUCAUCGCAUCCUGAAGCUGAACUGGCAGGAUCGCAUCCCCGACACUGAUGUGCUGGAACGGACGAGAAUCCAGCUGCGCUGGAGCGGCUACCUGGUGCACAUGGACGACGAGCGACUACCCAAACGACUCUUCUACGGAGACGUCGCGACGGGUUCUCGCCGUCAAGGAGGCCAAAUUCGUCGAUACAAGGAUACUCUGAAGUUCUCACUGAAGCGUCUGCAAAUCAACCCGACGAACUGGGAAGAGCUCGCCCGCGAUCGUCGGACAUGGAGUAGAACAGUGAGGACAGGCGCUGCUAUCCACGAAUCCAACCGCAUUGCCGCCGCCUAA
Molecule: messenger RNA, 837 nt
Organism: Spirometra erinaceieuropaei
Lineage: Eukaryota; Metazoa; Platyhelminthes; Cestoda; Diphyllobothriidea; Diphyllobothriidae
Source: the annotation of a GenBank genome assembly